Messenger RNA from Acaulospora morrowiae, 240 nucleotides. The record is from the annotation of a GenBank genome assembly. NCBI's taxonomy places the organism in Eukaryota, Fungi, Glomeromycota, Glomeromycetes, Diversisporales, Acaulosporaceae.
AUGGUAUUCGGCAAGGUGGUACAUGUUGCGGUAGAUGCAGUUUUGGUGUCUGCUGUCUUGGCCGGCAUAAAACGUUCAAGCGGUCUAUCGCUCGUCACAAGCAAUAUCGAAAACCAAGAUCUUCGAAAAGCCGUUGACAAAUUUCUCGAUGUAGGCGAAUGGGUGGUAGAUCAGGGUACAAUGGUCAUGAAAUCUUCGCAAUAUUUUGAACGAAAAGGGCAAGUUGACACAAACCAGUAG